Messenger RNA from Protobothrops mucrosquamatus (brown spotted pit viper), 430 nucleotides. RefSeq names its product carbonic anhydrase 4-like. Gene Ontology annotation, cellular component: plasma membrane. The transcript is spliced from 4 exons. The annotation marks the transcript as partial. NCBI's taxonomy places the organism in Eukaryota, Metazoa, Chordata, Lepidosauria, Squamata, Viperidae. The record is from RefSeq and is a predicted model, not a curated record. Gene Ontology annotation, molecular function: zinc ion binding; carbonate dehydratase activity.
AUCCCAUCCCAUGGAUUCUCUCAAGAUACUCACAACCCUCACGAUGGUCUUUUGGCUUCCAGGCGGAUGCUACGCCAGUUCUGAUGGUUCCUGGUGUUACAUGGAGCCACACUGUGGUCCUAAAACCUGGAUAUCCCUUGGUCAUUGCAACGGCAAGAGACAGUCACCCAUCAACAUUAUUCAGAGAGAAGCUUCCCACAACCCCAGUCUGGGUCCUGUGGAUCUUGUGGGUUAUGACAGCAACAAAAAGCUGCUGGAAAUCAGAAACAAUGGGAAAACAGUUGACGUAUCCCUGGAAGAUGGUCUUCACCUCGCUGGUUUUGGCCUUCCCGCCCGAUAUACAGCCAAAUCCUUUCACCUUCACUGGGGAGACGGCGCCUCGCAACCCGGCUCGGAGCAUCAGAUUGAUGGCAAACAAUAUUCGAUGGAG